AUGCUAAAAAAAUUCUAUAUUAAAGAUUUAAUUCAUCGAGAUUUAAAAGCUGCUCAGAUGCAAACCCAUCAAAUCGAACAUAUGCAAAAGAUCUUUCAAGAAUGGUUGAAAGAUUUUGUUAGAAGCAGAAAAAUUAAUAAUGUUUCAUCAACUGAUGAUUCAUCUUUAACAAAUAUAAUACAUCCUGAAGCUGUUUAUAAAAGCAGCCCACUUAGCUUCAAAAAUCUUUCUGAACUAAAGAAUUCUGAUAAUUAUUAUGAAAUGUUAUUUAUAUUAACUGCUAAUCAUUUACAGGAAGUUUCUAAAUCUGACUGUAGCGAUUUGAUUAAUUUACGAACAAAAGUGCGUUUAAUCCAUCAAUAA
Messenger RNA from Rhizophagus irregularis DAOM 181602=DAOM 197198, 363 nucleotides. The record is from RefSeq and is a predicted model, not a curated record. NCBI's taxonomy places the organism in Eukaryota, Fungi, Glomeromycota, Glomeromycetes, Glomerales, Glomeraceae.